Messenger RNA from Armigeres subalbatus, 1924 nucleotides. RefSeq names its product cuticle protein 8-like. Gene Ontology annotation, cellular component: extracellular matrix. NCBI's taxonomy places the organism in Eukaryota, Metazoa, Arthropoda, Insecta, Diptera, Culicidae. The transcript has 4 exons. The coding region runs from base 151 to 576 and encodes 141 amino acids. The record is from RefSeq and is a predicted model, not a curated record.
CAGAGUUUCCAAUCGGUAUAAAAGACGUUAUGGCCAUUCCAAUAGUCAUCAGUUCAGUUUGGUUCUUUGCAGUACAGUGUCUCCCAGAGCACACCAAGUGACAACAGUUUAUUCUAGCUCGAAAGAAUUUUAACAAUUUCUAUAGUUACCAUGAAGUGCUUCGUUGCCAUUGCCCUGUUGGCUGUUGCCGUUAGUGCAUCGCCCAUCGAAUACGGACACUAUGGUGCCCCAGCUCUGUUGCACGCUGCCCCAGUCCUGCACGCUGCUCCAGUUGUGAAACAUGUCGUCGCCGAGCCAGUCGCCUACCCCAAGUACUCGUUCAACUAUGGAAUCAAGGAUCCCCAUACUGGUGACAUCAAGUCCCAGGCUGAAGAACGCGACGGUGAUGUUGUCAAGGGACAAUACUCCCUCGUCGAACCAGACGGUUCCGUGCGCACUGUUGACUACACUGCCGAUGACCACAAUGGAUUCAACGCCGUCGUGCACAAGUCCGCUCCAGCUGUUCACAAGGUUGUAGCUGCUGCCCCACUUGCGUACCAUGCUCCAGCUCCAGUCCUCAGCCACUAUGUUCACUAAGUUCGCUACAAUCGGAAGGUUAAGCUGAGUGCGGUUUGACCAAAACCACUUUAGCUUUUUCUAUCCGUUUAAGUCACUCUCACAAAACUGUCUCCGUUAAGAAGCUCCCAAACUUCGAACUGCUGCAAGCAGUAAAACUACUCACUCGUAUAAAUCGUUAAGAUACCAACAAAUCAUAAACAAAGCCCACAACACAAACACACAUGUAAAACCCGCUCUAUCAUCGAAAUGUAUAAUCGUUUUUAUGUUUUUGUUAAGUAAUUAUCGAAUUAUUCGCGCCUCAAACCUCAAGCUUUCCAUCACCUAAAGCUCGGCACAUUUUUCCGUGAUUACUUCACUCACUUUUCCGUUCUUCACUUUUCACCGGCAGCGGAGCGACUCAGAAACGUGAAAACACAAACACACUUUCACUUUCCCGGUCGAAACAAAACCGGAUUCAAAACGCAACACAAAAUGUAAACAAACAACCGCGACCACUGCAGGCGCACUUCUCGGCCAAACCAAAAACCAAUCACGUCUGGCACGUGCUACUCGGUCGAGUUGUUCUCUCGGGUGCGAAGUCUCUCCCGAGAAGAGUCGCAACACUCACUUGUUGAGGGGAUGCAACAAUGCUGCGUCUACAUGCAGCCAUAAUAACGAAAAGCUAAAACAUCGCGAAUAUGAUGUGUCAUACUGCGAUUGCGUUACCAUUUUUCUCCCCAAGAGGAAACAUGUAGCGCAACAUGAAGCUGCAACCUGUACUGCCAUCUAUUGCAAAAUAAGCGAACCAAAACGAUCGGCGGGAAAUGAUUGCCACUCUAAAGCAAGUCAAACAUUGGACCCAAAGCAUACAUUCCAGCUUAACCAUUCGUGAUAAAGGAGACUUAUUUUCAAGUCAUCCUGCUAGGAGUCCAAUUAUUCCAUUAUAGUUUGAGUGCUGGUGAUCGACUUAUGUCCCCCGGUGUUGAAUGUGAUAAUUGUUGUUCUAUAUCUGUUACUUUCAUACUGAUCUUCUUUCACUUGUUAAUACUGUCGUACUGAUUCUACACCUAUUUACUCUAUCUACACACUGUUACACUUUACUACUCUUCCACUAGUUCGGUUCUUCUUCUCGCAAAAAAUCUCAAACACUACGUGAAGAAGUUAGGAAGAAUCUAUCUCUCCCCCUUAGUCAUCUGCUUUAAAUACGAGAUCAAAAGGAAUCGAAAAAGCGAGAAUUGUUUUAUAUUGAAAAUGUGUAUUAUUUUUUUAAAAAAAUAAACAUCCAAUGAAAAUAUUGUUACCCUAUCCAGCAUAGAGUAGCAAGUCCAAAAAAAGUUCAAACUGUACAUACAGAAAUAAAAAAUAUUUUAUUAAAAAUCAUAAACCA